Molecule: messenger RNA, 1395 nt
Organism: Lolium rigidum
Lineage: Eukaryota; Viridiplantae; Streptophyta; Magnoliopsida; Poales; Poaceae
Product: purple acid phosphatase 2-like
Exons: 2
Coding region: 1-1395 (464 amino acids)
Molecular function (GO): metal ion binding; acid phosphatase activity
Source: RefSeq, a predicted model, not a curated record
AUGGGUCUACGCAGCCACAACAGCAUGGCGCCGCGCGAGCUCGCCGUGCUCUUGCUGCUCCUGGCGGCGCACGCGUCCGCCGCCGGCGUGACGAGCCCGUACCGGCGCAGCCUGCUGAUGCUCCCGGACAUGCCGCUGGACGCCGACGUCUUCCGCGCGCCGCCGGGCUACAACGCGCCGGAGCAGGUCCACAUCACGCAGGGCGACCUCACGGGCCGCGCCAUGACCGUCUCCUGGGUGACCACCGAGCGCCCCGGCAGCAACAUGGUCCGCUACGGCCUCGCCGCCGACUGCCUCAACUUCGCCGCCCAGGGCACCGUGCGCCGCUACACCUGGGGCGGCGUCUACCGGUCCCCCUACAUCCACCACGCCACCCUCAACGGCCUCCACCACGGCACCGUCUACCACUACGCCGUCGGCCACGGCUACACCGUCCGGUCCUUCUCCUUCAAGACACCUCCGAAGCCCGGCCCCGACGUGCCCAUCAAGUUCGGCAUCAUCGGUGACCUGGGACAGACGUUCAACUCCAACGACACGCUGACGCACUACGAGGCCAGCGGCGGCGGCGACGCCGUGCUCUUCAUCGGCGACCUCUCCUACGCCGACAACCACCCGGGCCACGACAACCGGCGGUGGGACUCGUGGGCGCGCUUCGUGGAGCGCAACGUCGCCUACCAGCCAUGGAUCUGGAGCACGGGCAACCACGAGAUCGACUACGCGCCGGAGAUCGGCGAGACGGUCCCCUUCAAGCCCUUCACCAACCGCUACCUCACGCCGCACCGGGCUUCCAACAGCACGGAGCCCUUCUGGUACUCGGUCAAGAUGGCCUCCGCGCACGUCAUCAUGCUCUCCUCCUACUCCUCCUACGGCAAGUACACGCCGCAGUGGACGUGGCUGCAGGACGAGCUGGCCCGCGUCGACCGCACCACCACGCCGUGGCUCAUCGUCUGCGUGCACUCGCCCUGGUACAACACCAACGACUACCACUACAUGGAGGGGGAGACGAUGCGGGUGCAGUUCGAGCCGUGGAUCGUCGACGCCAAGGUCGACCUCGUCCUCGCCGGACACGUCCACUCGUACGAGCGCAGUCACCGGGUGUCCAACGUGCUCUACGACAUCGACAACGGGAAGGCCACGCCGGUGUUCAACGCGUCCGCGCCCGUGUACGUGACCAUCGGCGACGGCGGGAACACCGAGGGGCUCGCGGCCAGCUUCCGCUCGCCGCAGCCGGACUACUCGGCGUUCAGGGAGGCGAGCUUCGGGCACGCGACGCUCGACAUCAAGAACAGGACGCACGCCUACUACGAGUGGCACCGGAACCAGGACGGCGUCAAGGUCGUCGCCGACAAGGCCUGGUUCACCAACAGAUAUUACUUGCCCACAGACACCAACUAG